Moneuplotes crassus is the source of this 580-nucleotide messenger RNA. The record is from the annotation of a GenBank genome assembly. Lineage: Eukaryota; Ciliophora; Spirotrichea; Euplotida; Euplotidae.
AAUAUGAACAAGAAAUAUCAAAUUAAUGAGAAAGAGAUUUCCACUGGUCAGCCAGAUGCUAAGAGAAGCAUCUAUGUUGCUGAGCAGGCAAUCCUUGUUGGGAACAACGGAGAUAUAGAAAACCCUAAUCCACAAGCUCAGAAUGCAGAAUUACAAGGUAUCCCAAUCAAAAGUCAAGGAGCAGCAAGCCUAUUAUCUUACACUUCAGAGUCCUUACGGUCAACACGUUAUAACAGCGGAUCAAGGCCCCGACUUUAUCAACGACCCUGGACAAUUAACCCAUCCGGUUCCUUACGAAUGUAAAUAUUGCCACCACUCUGGUAUAACCAGAAUGAAUGUGGUAGCCACUAAGGAAAAGAAAUUAGUGAUUAUUUUCUUGAUAAUAUUCCUCUGCUGCUGACUAAUUCCCUGUAAGGGUACUCUCUAACCUCGUAGUUAUGAAACAUCUGGACAGGUAUGAACAUUACUGCACCAAUUGUGGGAAAUGAAUCAUGUAUUACCAAAUCAUGGGGCAUGGUUAAAGCGAGUAAACAUCUAUUGGGAUAGCAAACUUUGAAGGAUUUCAUAAUCUGAAGAUAUU